AUGCCUGUCCUGGACCUGAGCGAGCUCAACAUCAUCCUUGGCGUGUUAGGUGGCUUCAUCCUCUUGUACGGCAUCAUCUCGAUCAAGAUCAAGGCCAAAUGGUAUCUUGGUGAAGCCCUCCCGGCCGUCGUCAUCGGCAUCCUCCUCGGUCCUAUAGCGGCCAAGUUCAUCGAGACGGAGAAAUGGGGUAGUGCAGAGCCCGGGCAGACCAACGAGGUCACGCUGGGUCUGAUGAGAGUCAUGAUCGGCGUCCAGCUGGUCAUCGCCGGGUACCAGCUGCCCGCCAAAUACCUCGUUCUGCGCUGGAAGGAGAUGCUUCUCCUCCUGCUCCCCGUCAUGACCAUCAUGUGGCUCUCUACCACCCUCUGCAUCCUCGCCACCGUGCCCAAGCUGACCCUGCUCGCCGCCCUCGUCAUAGGCUCCUGCGUCACCUGCACCGACCCCAUCCUUUCCCAGGCCAUCGCCAAGGGUCCCUUUGCCGACAAGUACGUCGCACGUCCCCUGCGUGAGAUCAUCUCCUCCGAGGCCGGUGCCAACGACGGCUUCGGCUUCCCCUUUCUCAUGCUCGCCACGUUCCUCAUUCGCCACGCCAACGUCCCCGGCGCCGGCGAGCAUGGUGCCGAGGUCGAGUUGGAGGACCGGGCGCACCAGCCUUACCAUCUCCUUGCGCGUGCCGGAGCGACCGUCGCCUCGGAAGGACUGCGUCUCAUGGGCCGCAAUGAAGAGGAAGUCGGUCGUCUGGGUGGCGGUGUCGGCGUGGCCAUGCAGAACUGGUUCAUCGAGACGUGGAUCUAUCAGAUCCUCAUGUCCGUCGCCAUCGGUGCCAUUGUUGGCUUCGGCGCGCAGUUCGCCCUCAAGUUCGCCCUGAAGAGGAAGUGGGUCGACGCUGAGAGUUACCUCCUCUACCCCUUGGCCAUCGGUCUCUGGCUCCUCAGCAUCUGCGGUCUCGUUGGCACCGACGAUCUCCUCGCCUGCUUCGUCGCCGGCAACGCCCUCAAUUGGGACGGCGAAUUUCUGAGGGAGACAGAGGAGCGCCACGACGAGGUCAACUCCGUCAUAGACGUCCUCCUCAACUUUGGCGGUUUCAUGUACAUUGGCGCCAUCAUGCCCUGGUCCGAGUUCAACUCCCCCGACACGACGGGCCUGACCUGGGGCCGUCUCGUCGGCCUCGGCUUCCUCGUACUCUUCUUCCGCCGCAUCCCCGCCAUCUUCAUCUCGUACAAGCUCAUGCCCAACGUCUGCCAAAACUGGAAGGAGGCUCUCUUCAUGGGCUAUUUUGGUCCUAUUGGCGCCGGCGCGGUCUUCUACGUCGAGCAUACCCGCCAUCUCUUCCCCGAGCUCGGCGAAGGCGACGAGGAGGAGACCAAUCUCGUCCGCGUCAUGGCCCCCGUCGUCUACUGGCUCGUCCUCUUCUCCAUCAUCGUCCACGGCCUGUCCAUCCCCGGCCUGAACCUCCUCUACCAGUACUUUGACGUCGACCCCAUCCAGGACGACGCCAUCGAGAUCCGCCGCAAGUCCAUCCACGAUGCCACACCCGCCAACGCCAUGGUCGGCGACGAGGAGAACUUUAUCGCCUACAACCGCUUCUCCCGCCCCGUCUUCAAUGUUGCCGACCUUCCCACCGUCCGCUCCCGGCGCCAGUCCCUUGCCACCGAGCAUGCCCGCUCCAGGUCGCGCUCCCGGCUUUCCCUCGCCCGCUCCAGGUCGCGUGACGUGGGCCGUGAAAGCGUCCCCUUCCCCGUUCCCAUGCCGGAGAAGAGUCGCGACGACACCUUCCGGCACUCCGGCUCCGACGAUGAGGAAGCUGGGAAUCGUGCCGCGCCUUACAAGCGAGGACGCACCAUCCAGUACGCUGUAUAG
Emericellopsis cladophorae is the source of this 1860-nucleotide messenger RNA. RefSeq lists its product as uncharacterized. Gene Ontology annotation, molecular function: sodium:proton antiporter activity. Bases 1 to 1860 code for a protein of 619 amino acids. NCBI's taxonomy places the organism in Eukaryota, Fungi, Ascomycota, Sordariomycetes, Hypocreales, Bionectriaceae. Gene Ontology annotation, biological process: proton export across plasma membrane; sodium ion export across plasma membrane; regulation of membrane potential. Gene Ontology annotation, cellular component: plasma membrane. The transcript has 5 exons. The record is from RefSeq and is a predicted model, not a curated record.